AUGCUGGAGCAGACGACACGGCCACGGCGGAACAAGCAGAGAGCAGCCGUAAGCCGUCUGACGCCCAGUCGAUGGGCCUCGAUCUGGUCGACCCGCAGCCGGCUGCCCCUGUUUACCGGAAACUGGAAAGUCCCACUGCCACCACACCGCGCCGGCCCGUCAGUGUCCGUCGACCGGCCCCUUGUGCUCAUCCCGGGCAACGUUUUCGAUGCUCCGGAAGUCCCGCCGCCAUCAGAUGACCGGACGAGACGAGACGAGACCGUGCCAGAACUGCCAACCGUUCCCGCGGCGCGUUCCGGCCGGGCAGAACUGGAACCGGACAGACAGCGACGCAAGCCGGGUAGUGGCCGCCGUGGACGACCCCGAGGCCAAAUCUAA
Molecule: messenger RNA, 378 nt
Organism: Macrosiphum euphorbiae (potato aphid)
Lineage: Eukaryota; Metazoa; Arthropoda; Insecta; Hemiptera; Aphididae
Source: the annotation of a GenBank genome assembly